Arachis ipaensis is the source of this 849-nucleotide messenger RNA. The record is from RefSeq and is a predicted model, not a curated record. NCBI's taxonomy places the organism in Eukaryota, Viridiplantae, Streptophyta, Magnoliopsida, Fabales, Fabaceae.
AUGGGCGCAACCCUGUUUCAUCGUUCCAUCCUCGAGGUCCGGCUACCAAAGCACUUUGAUAAGCCGACAGACAUGAGGUACGACGGAACCCAAGACCCCCAGGAGCAUCUUACGACCUUCGAGGCCAGAAUGAACUUGGAGGGAGUAGGCGACGAAGUAAGGUGUCACGCGUUCCCGGUCACUCUGGCAGGACCUGCAAUACGGUGGUUUAACAGCCUCCCGCAGGGCUCUGUUGCCAGUUUUUCGGACAUUAGCUGCGCUUUCUUGUCCCAAUUCACUACCAGAAUUGCGAAGGCGAAACACCUGAUAAACUUACUCGGGAUAACACAAAGGCCCGGUGAGCCAACCAGAAAAUACUUGGACCAGUUCAACGAUGAAUGUUUGGAGAUCGACGGGCUAACUGACUCGGUGGCUAGCUUGUGUUUGACGAAUGGACUCCUAAACGAGGAUUUCAGGAAGCACCUCACCACGAAACCGGUAUGGACGAUGCAAGAGAUCCAAAGUGUGGCCAGGAAAUAUAUUAACGAUGAAGAAGUCAGCCAAGUCGUGGCAGCCAACAAACGGCAGCCGGCCUACAACCAACCCCGGCAGCACGGUGGUGGGGAAAGGCCGAAGGAGCACGCCAGAGACGGCGGGUCGAGCAAGACAUCCAGGCCGUUUCCCCGAGUCGGAAAAUUCACCAACUACACCCCCCUCAUCGUUCCCAUCGUAGAGGUUUAUCAGCAAAUAGUUGAGAAAGGAAUUCUAUCGAAGCCUCGACCUCUCAAGGACAGAACCGGGGGAACAAGAGCCUCUAUUGUGAUUAUCAUAAGGGCUAUGGACACAAGACACAAGACUCUUUCGACCUGA